Molecule: messenger RNA, 693 nt
Organism: Ilex paraguariensis (yerba mate)
Lineage: Eukaryota; Viridiplantae; Streptophyta; Magnoliopsida; Aquifoliales; Aquifoliaceae
Source: the annotation of a GenBank genome assembly
AUGAAUAUUUCAACCCCUCAAUACCCUAGUGUCAAACUCUCUCCAGAGUCUCCACCAUCCUCAUCAUGGGAUGAGUUUCUUUUUGCUAAUGAUUUACUUCCACUACACAAAUAUGAAGCAGCAGAGAAACUUGAAUUCAAGAUCUUAAAUGAGGACGCCGGGGAACCAGUGGAAAUCGAUUUUUCCAAGGGAGAAAAGAAAGAAAAGAUCGAUUCCAAUGUGAAAGAAGAAGAGCCUGUAAAGGAAAAGCACUAUGUAGGAGUUAGAAAGCGUCCAUGGGGAAAGUUUGCGGCCGAGAUUAGGGAUUCAACAAGGCAAGGAACAAGGGUUUGGCUCGGAACGUUUGAUACUGCUGAGGAGGCUGCUUUGGCUUAUGAUCAAGCUGCAUUUUUGAUGCGAGGUCAGUUGGCUCUCCUGAACUUCCCAAAGGAGAGAGUUCAGGAAUCGCUUCGAGUCAUGGAAAUGAAGUUCAGCAGCUACAAGGAUGGUUAUUCCCCAGCUGCAGCCCUGAAGGAAACACACAAGAUGAGAAGUAUGUCAAAAGGUAGGAGAAAGAAAGGGAAACAAAUAAGUGAAGGAAAUGAUUCACGGUUCUCAGAAAUUUCUAAUAAUGUUUUGGUAUUUGAAGACUUAGGAGCAGAUCUGCUGGAUGAGCUCCUGACUUCAUCUGAGAAUGCAAGUACUAGUUUGUAA